Molecule: messenger RNA, 3679 nt
Organism: Mycena citricolor
Lineage: Eukaryota; Fungi; Basidiomycota; Agaricomycetes; Agaricales; Mycenaceae
Source: the annotation of a GenBank genome assembly
AAGCCAUUCUCGAGCAGGGUUUCUUUACUCGAAUUGACCCACAUGUCCAUCGCCUAUCUGGUCCCACACCCUACACGUGUAUUGCGCCUCCUCGUAUGUAAUUACUGGUCCCUGGUAGAUCCGGAUGGAGAAGAGCCUCAGAUCGGGUCCGCCAUAGCUCCAUUGCUGCAUUAAAGAGGCGCUCUCGCGCGUUUCGAGCCACCCUCUCCCUCCCAUCUCCAUGUUGACGACUAAUACCGUUGCAGCGCUAGCUGCAGGAUCGAUACUGGCCUGCAUCGCUGUGUUUCAUCAGCUCAGGUCCCGGGCGAACACACCACGCUUCCUGCUCGGCCCACCGAGUCCCAGCUGGAUCUAUGGGAACAGCAGGCAGAUCACGGAGGAUCCGUCCCUGACCGCACGAUGGGCAAAGCAGUACGGAAGGAUAUUCAAGUUCAGAGGGCUCUUCGAGCGAAGCGAAAUCUACGUCUCCGAUCUCGCGGCCAUUCGCUACAUCCUCGACAACUUUCCCAAGCCUCCAGAGAGCAUCGAGGUGGCCAAGGGCUUGGUCGGUAAAGGAGUCACUGCGGUCGUAGGUGAAGAACACAAGCGUCAGCGCAAGAUCAUACAGCAUGCAUUUGCUCCGGCGCAACUUCGUCUGAUGACCGAUGCGUUCCUCGACAUUGCAAACAAGCUCAAAACGAAUUGGGAGGGUAGCUUAGCUUCCGCCGAGAAGACUGGGGGGUCUAUCGAGGUGCUGGAUGGGCUGCGACGUGCCGCACUAGACAUGAUAGGCAUGGCUGGAUUCGGCUACGAUCUAGAUUCCUUCAACUCGCGCGAGGACCCAGCCGAUCUCGCCAACAUUUUCCACGAGCUGUUCCACGGCUCGCACUCGACGAUCAACGCCCACUACCGAUAUCUGUGCGCCCUCGUCCCGCUUCUGCGCUACAUCCCCUUCCCGAUUCCGGGAUCCAGGACACACGCCGAGGCACGCGGAAAGCUGAAGGAGAUCGGAAGCGAGAUUAUUGAGCGGAGCAGGAAUCAUCCCCGGCGCGAGAGCCAGAAGGAUCUCUUGUCGGUAAUUCUGCGCGCCAAUGAGAGCGAGCAGCCAGGUUCGCGAUUAGAUGACGAGGAGGUUCUCGCGCAGAUACCGACCUUUCUUCUGGCCGGGCAUCACACGACUAGCUCGGCAACAGGCUGGGCGCUACAUGCCCUGGCGGGCCACCCGGACAUCCAAUCCAGACUGCGAUCGGAAUUGAACUCGUUGCCGACCGACCGACCGACCAUGGAACAGCUCAACUCGCUCCCCUACCUCGAUCUCUUCCUGCGCGAGACGCUGCGGCUUUACUCGCCCCCGGUGAAUCUCCGGAGAAUGGCGCCGCACGACGAGGUCUUGCCCCUCUCCGAGCCCGUCAUGGACGCUUCGACGGGCAAGACAUAUAGUUCACUUCCGAUCGCGAAGAACCAGAUUUUCUACAUCCCCAUCCUUGCGGUGAAUACAGAUCCGAGCAUAUGGGGCGAUGACGCCACCGAGUUCAGGCCGGAAAGAUGGACGAACCUGCCACAGAGGGCGUACAAUGUCCCCGGCGUUUGGGCUAACAUGCUCACAUUUUCCACCGGGUCGCUGAGCUGCCCCGGCUUCGCGCUCUCGAUCCUUGAACAAAAGUGCCUUCUGUUUGUGCUGCUCCGGGCGUUUGAAUUUAGAUCUCCGGUAGAGAAAGGAGGGAUUGUCUCCGUGCACACGAGUGCGGUGACGACCUAUUUGCAGCAACCGGCGGUGCGCGGGGAACCAAAAGUCGGGUCUCAACUUCCCUUGAUCCUAAGUCCCGUAGGAAACAGGAUGUAGACGCAAAUAUAAAUGCAUGAAAAUCACUGGUAUACAUGUAUAUCUUUUUAUUCCACCUGUUACCGUUCCGAGAGACCAUUUUUCGCGACAUUCAACCAAGCGGCACGUGCCGACGAACAUGCGUCACAUGACGGGAGGAAGUCACACGCCGGCUUAGCGUGGAUCACUCCCGGCUCGGUAGUUCCCGGUCACACCAUAUUGCGAUCCACUCAUUCGCGAUUUGAGCACCGGCGUCUAUGCGGUCCGCCGUCGAUCGUGCUCGCAAUUGCACUUCCAUAUGUCCCUGAAAUGACUCAACCUGGGAAAAAUGGGCCUGGACAUGUGGUGCGUCGACAGGAUGCGGAGGGUCACUAGGGAGGGAAACGCCCACGGGUGUCUGGGUGUGCAUGCGGUCGAAGCCCGCCUUCUAGAUAUAGCCGGUUCUUCUGGAGCGAAUACGACCCCAAACGGUCUGCUGCUAUAUCUUUCCUUAUCUUGGGUUCAACACUCCCACACAGCUACACGGGCUCUUAAAUACGGCGGGGGGCCGGCUGCAACACCAAGCGCAAAAUGGCAUUCCUUCUCGCAGUCCUCGUCCCCUCGUUCCUGCUAUCGCUGCCCGCAGCCGCGUCGCCUGUCGCCGUCGAGAACUCGUUCAUCAGCCUCCCCAUCUCUCGCCAGUUCAACCUCACGGGCAGCGUCAACAUCGUCAAGAGCGAUCUCGCGCGUGUCGCCCACUUCAAGGCCCGCACCAGCAAGGGCAAGCGCGCGGUCAUCUCGGAGCCCGUGAGCAACCAGGUCGUCAGCUACAUCGCUUCGGUUGGCGUGGGCAGUCCUGCGACGACGUACAGCCUCAUUGUCGACACCGGGAGCAGCAACACAUGGGUCGGCGCCACCAAAUCCUACGUGCGCACCAGCACCUCCGUCAGCACUGGUGCUCGCGUCUCUGUGACGUACGGCUCUGGCUCGUUCUCGGGUACCGAGUUCACCGACCAGGUAACCCUCGCCCCCGGUUUGGUUAUCGCGAAGCAGUCGAUCGGUGUCGCAUCGACGUCGACCGGUUUCAGUGGUGUUGAUGGGAUCCUCGGCAUCGGUCCGCUGGACUUGACUUCCGGGACACUGAGCACCGGCGGGACGAUCCCGACCGUGACUGGCAAUCUGUUCAGCGCGGGAACGAUCACAGGCGACCUGAUCGGCGUCUCCUUCGAGCCGACGACGGCGCAGGUCGUCAACAACGGCGCGAUCUCGUUCGGCGGAACUGACAGCACGAAGUUCACCGGCACCAUUUCCUUCGCGCCUAUCACGCGCACGUCGCCUGCGUCGGAGUUCUGGGGCAUCAACCAGUCCAUCCAGUAUGGCACGACCACGAUCCUCGCGUCGACCGCCGGCAUCGUAGACACCGGCACGACGCUGAUCCUGAUCGCGACCAACGCAUUCACCCAGUACCGUUCCCGCACGGGCGGUGUCCUGGACAACAACACCGGCCUGCUCCGGAUCACCGCGGCGCAGUUCGCGGCGCUGCAGAACCUGAACUUCGUCAUCAACGGCGUGACGCGCACUCUCACUCCGAACGCGCAGAUCUGGCCCCGGUCGCUGAACACGGCGAUUGGCGGCACGGCGGGCAGCAUCUACCUUGUGGUCGCUGAUCUCGGGACACCGAGUGGACAGGGCCUUGACUUCAUCAACGGGUACACGUUCUUGGAGAGAUUCUACUCGGUAUUUGAUACCGCCGGCGCCCGUGUCGGCUUUGCCACCACGGCGUUCACCACCGCCACCUCCAACUAGUCCCACAGUCCUGAGAUGAUACCGAUCUGAUUGUUGUAAGCUGUGUAAUUUGAUGUCUUCAAUACGUGUCAAAGAUCUGCGCUAUCCAUGAAA